CGGGAUGUGGAUUUACAUCGGCCCGUAACGCAGCGGCCGCGGAGCGGGGCGCGGGCACCGCACCUAGAGGCGAUGGGCGAAGCCGUCGGCGGGGCUGAGCCGGAGCGCUGCUGAAAGUUCAGCCGGUGGCCGCGCUCGGACUGUUUCCCUCAGGCGUUCCCGUUGCUUGUUUUCAUGACUUUGAGCCUGUUUAACCAGAGAUGGAGCAGAUGGACUGCAAACCCUACCAGCCACUGUCAAAAGUGAAACACGAAGUGGAUCUAACUUACUCAAGCUCUUCAGAUGAAAGUGAGGAUGGUGGAAAGCAAAGGCAAUCUUAUGACUCAAGAGAAACUCUGAAUGAAUACAGCCAGGAGCUAAGACUUAACUAUAACAGUCACAGCAGAAAAAGAAAAGCCAUUGACCAGUCCACACAAGAGCUGGAGUUCUGCGAGGCGCCGCGCGUGCUGUGCUCGGGGUACCCUGCGGAGCGGCGCGGCGCGGCCGAGCGCGGCUUCGCGCUGGAGGGCGGCUCGGACACGGACAGCGAGGCCGCCGCGUCCCCGGAGCGCGCCCUGCGCGUGUGGAUCAGCGGCGCCAAGUCCGAGCACAGCUCCUGCCUGUCCAGCCGCGCCAACUCCGCGCUGUCCCUCACCGACACCGACCCCGAGAGGAAGUCGGACGGGGAGAAUGGCGUGCCCGGCAGCCCGCACACGCAGUUCACGUUCCGGCCGCUGCCGCCGCCGCCGCCGCCGCCGCACGCGUGCACGUGUGCCCGCAAGGCCCCCGGGGAUUCCCUGCAGAGCCGCUCCAUGACCACCCGCAGCCAGCCCGGGCCCGGCGCGCACGACUCGGUGCAGCUGCACAACAGCUGGGUGCUCAACAGCAACAUCCCGCUGGAGACCAGGCAUUUCCUGUUUAAGCAUGGAUCUGGGUCUUCAGCUAUCUUCAGCGCAGCCAGUCAGAACUAUCCCUUAACAUCCAAUACUGUUUACUCUCCACCUCCUAGGCCUCUCCCUAGAAGCACCUUUUCCAGACCUGCCUUCACUUUUAACAAACCUUACAGGUGUUGCAACUGGAAGUGCACGGCGCUGAGUGCCACUGCCAUCACGGUGACCCUGGCACUGCUGCUGGCCUAUGUCAUCGCAGUACACUUGUUUGGUUUAACCUGGCAGCUACAGCCUGUGGAAGGGCAGCUCUAUGAAAAUGGAGUUAGCAAAGGAAAUAAGGGAAUAGAGUCCAUGGAUACUACUUACUCACCAAUUGGAGGAAAAGCCUCAGAUAAAACAGAAAAAAAAGUGUUGCAGAAGGGCCGGGCCAUAGACACGGGGGAGGUGGAGGUUGGAGCACAGGUGAUGCAGACCAUCCCCCCGGGGCUGUUCUGGCGCUUCCAGAUCACCAUCCACCACCCCGUGUACCUGAAAUUCAACAUCUCCCUGGCUAAGGACUCCCUGCUGGGCAUUUAUGGCAGGAGGAACAUCCCACCCACUCACACUCAGUUUGAUUUUGUGAAACUGAUGGAUGGAAAACAGUUAAUUAAACAGGAACCAAAAACCUCAGAGGAGCCUCAGCAAGCCCCCAGGAACCUGAUCCUGACUUCCCUGCAAGAGACAGGUUUCAUCGAGUACAUGGACCAGGGAGCCUGGCACAUGGCAUUCUACAACGAUGGCAAGAAAGUGGAGCAAGUGUUUGUACUGACCACAGCUAUUGAAGUCCUGGAUGACUGCUCCACUAAUUGCAAUGGGAAUGGAGAAUGUAUCUCGGGCCACUGCCACUGCUUCCCAGGAUUCCUUGGUCCUGAUUGUGCAAAAGACUCGUGCCCGGUGCUGUGCAGUGGGAACGGGGAGUACGAGCGGGGUCACUGCGUGUGCCGGGGCGGCUGGAAGGGCCCCGAGUGCGACGUGCCCCAGGAGCAGUGCCUGGACCCCACCUGCUCCGGCCACGGCACCUGCAUCAGCGGCGUCUGCAUCUGCGUGCCCGGCUACAGGGGAGACAUCUGCCAGCAAGAGGACUGCCUGGACCCCUCGUGCUCCGGCCACGGCGUGUGCGUGCAGGGGCAGUGCCACUGCUCGGCGGGCUGGGGCGGCCUGGGCUGCGAGGCGGCGCUGCCGGCGUGCCAGGAGCGCUGCUCGGGCCACGGCGCGCUGCUGGACACGGGGCACUGCGCCUGCCAGCCGCCCUGGACCGGCCCCGACUGCGCCACAGAGCUGUGCACCCUGGACUGCGGCAGCCACGGCGUGUGCUCCAGAGGGAUCUGCCAGUGCGAGGAGGGCUGGGUGGGCCCCACGUGCGAGGAGAGGACGUGCCCUGCACCCUGCGCCGAGCACGGGCACUGCCGCGACGGGCGCUGCGAGUGCAGCCCGGGCUGGGAGGGCGACCACUGCUCCAUCGAUGGCUGCCCAGGUCUCUGCUAUGGCAAUGGGAGGUGCACUCUGGACCAGAACGGGUGGCACUGUGUCUGCCAAGUGGGCUGGAGUGGCCCGGGCUGCAACGUUGUCAUGGAAAUGGUGUGUGCAGAUAACCUGGACAACGAUGGAGAUGGCCUGACAGACUGUGUGGACCCUGACUGCUGUCAGCAGAGCCAUUGCUACUCGAGCCCUCUGUGCCAGGGCUCUCCGGAUCCCCUGGACCUCAUUCAGCAGAGCCAGCCACCCUUCCACCAGCACCCCCCACGGCUCUUCUACGAUCGAAUCAGGUUCCUCAUUGGGAAGGAGAGCACUCAUGUAAUCCCAGGAGAUGUCUCCUUUGACAGCAGGCGGGCGUGCGUGAUCCGCGGGCAGGUGCUGGCGGUGGACGGGACGCCGCUGGUGGGGGUGAACGUCAGCUUCCUGCAGCACGGCGAGUACGGCUUCACCAUCAGCCGCCAGGACGGCAGUUUUGACCUUGUGGCUGUUGGAGGAAUCUCUGUCACUCUGGUUUUUGACAGAUCUCCUUUCAUAUCUGAAAAAAGAACACUUUGGUUGCCUUGGAAUAGAUUUAUCAUUGUAGACAAAGUUGUAAUGCAAAGGACAGAGCCGGACACACCAUCUUGUGACAUCAGUGGUUUUAUCAGUCCAAAUCCCAUUGUACUCCCUUCCCCCCUGACAGCAUUUGGAGGGUCCUGUCCUGAAAGAGGAACUGUUAUUCCAGAACUACAGGUGGUGCAGGAGGAAAUUGCCAUUCCUUCCAGUUUUGUGAAGCUCAGUUACCUCAGCAGUCGGACCCCGGGGUACAAGACUUUGCUGCGCAUUAUUCUGACACACUCAACCAUCCCUUCUGGAAUGGCCAAAGUCCACCUGAUCGUGGCUGUUGAGGGUCGUCUGCUCCAGAAAUGGUUUCCUGCUGCAGCCAAUUUGGUGUACACGUUUGCCUGGAACAAGACAGACAUCUAUGGACAGAAGGUUUCUGGGCUGGCUGAGGCAAUGGUGUCGGUGGGAUAUGAAUAUGAAACAUGUCCUGAUUUUAUUCUGUGGGAGAAGAGAACAGUAAUCCUUCAAGGCUUUGAAAUGGAUGCUUCAAAUCUGGGUGGCUGGUCUAUAAACAAACACCAUGUAUUGAAUCCACAAAGUGGCAUCGUGCACAAAGGGGACGGGGAGAACGUGUUCCUGUCGCAGCAGCCGCCCGUCAUCUCCACGGUGAUGGGCACGGGGCAGCAGCGCGCCGUGGCCUGCGCCGCCUGCGCCGGGCCCGCGCUGGCCGCAAAGCUCUUCGCGCCCGUGGCGCUGGCGGCCGCGCCCGACGGCAGCCUCUACGUCGGGGACUUCAACCUGGUGCGGCGCCUGCUGCCCUCGGGGAGCACCGUCAGCGUGCUGGAGCUCAGGAACAGAGACACAAGACACAGUACAAGUCCUGCACAUAAAUAUUACUUGGCUGUUGAUCCAGUGUCAGAAUCCCUGUACUUAUCAGACACCAACACCAGGAAAGUCUACAAAGCAAGAUCCCUGACGGAGACCAAGGAUCUGGCCAAGAACGCCGACGUGGUGGCGGGCACGGGGGACCAGUGCCUCCCGUUCGACCAGAGCCACUGCGGGGACGGCGGCAAGGCGGCCGAGGCCUCCCUCAACAGCCCCAGAGGCAUCACUGUGGAUAAGCACGGGUUUAUUUACUUUGUUGAUGGGACGAUGAUACGGAAAAUUGAUGGGAACGGUGUGAUCACAACAAUCAUCGGAUCCAACGGCCUCACGUCAACCCAGCCACUGAGCUGUGACUCGGGGAUGGACAUCACUCAGGUGCGGUUGGAGUGGCCGACAGACCUGACCGUGAACCCUCUGGACAACUCCCUGUACGUGCUGGACAACAACAUCGUGCUGCAGAUCUCGGAGCGCGGGCGCGUGCGGAUCGUGGCGGGGCGCCCCAUCCACUGCCAGGUGCCGGGCAUGGAUCACUUCCUGAGCAGGGUGGCCGUGCACUCCACGCUGGAGUCGGCGCGCGCCAUCGCCGUGUCCCACAGCGGCGUGCUCUACAUCGCCGAGACCGACGAGAGGAAGAUCAACCGCAUCCAGCAGGUCACCACCAACGGAGAGAUCUCCGUCGUGGCCGGCGCGCCCUCCGACUGCGACUGCAAGAUCGACCCCAACUGCGACUGCUUCGCGGGUGACGGUGGCUACGCCAAGGAUGCCAAGCUGAAGGCCCCCUCGUCCCUGGCCGUGUCCCCCGACGACACGCUGUUCGUGGCCGACCUGGGCAACGUGCGCAUCCGCGCCGUGCGCCGCAACAGCGCGCCGCUGAGCGCCGCCCGCCUCUACGAGAUCGCCUCGCCCGCGCAGCAGGAGCUCUACCAGUUCUCCAUCAACGGCACCCACCUGCACACGCUCAACCUCAUCACCAGGGACUACAUCUACAACUUCUCCUACGGCGCGGACGGCGAGCUGGCCGCCGUCAGCAGCGGCGGCGGCGGCGCGGUGCACAUCCGCAGGGACACGGGCGGGCUGCCCCUGUGGCUGGUGGUGCCCGGGGGCCAGGUCUACUGGCUCACCAUCAGCAGCAACGGCGUCCUCAAGAGGGUCUAUGCCCAGGGCUACAACCUGGCCCUGAUGACCUAUCCCGGCAACACGGGCCUGCUGGCCACCAAGAGCGACGAGAACGGGUGGACAACGGUGUACGAGUAUGACUCCGAUGGGCACCUGACCAAUGCCACCUUCCCCACAGGGGAGGUCAGCAGCUUCCACAGUGAUGUGGAAAAGCUGACACGAGUGGAGCUGGAUACUUCUAACAGGGAGAACGUGGUCACAGCCACAAACUUUUCAGCUACCUCUACAAUCUAUACUUUAAAGCAAGAUAACACCCAGAGCAUCUACCGGGUGAGCCCAGACGGGUCCCUGAGGGUCACCUUUGCCAGCGGGAUGGAGAUCACGCUCAACACGGAGCCCCACGUCCUGGCAGGGGUCGUGAGCCCCACGCUGGGGAAGUGCAACAUCUCCCUCCCUGGAGAGCACAACUCAAACCUCAUCGAGUGGAGGCAAAGGAGGGAGCAGACCAAAGGCAACAUCUCCACCUUUGAGAGGAGGCUGAGGACCCACAACAGGAACCUGCUCUCCAUCGACUUCGACCACGUCACGCGCACAGGGAAGAUCUACGACGACCACCGCAAGUUCACGCUGCGCAUCUCGUACGACCCCGCGGGGCGGCCGCUGCUGUGGGCGCCCCUCAGCAAGUACAACCAGGUGAACAUCACCUACUCCCCCUCGGGGCUGGUCACCUUCAUCCAGCGCGGGGCCUGGACCGAGAAACGCGAGUACGACCCCAGCGGGAACAUCCUCUCCAGAACGUGGGCAGACGGCAAAAUAUGGACCUACACCUACCUGGAAAAGUCUGUGAUGCUGCUGCUGCACAGCCAGCGCCGCUACAUCUUCGAGUACGACCACUCGCAGGCGCUGCAGUCGGUGACGAUGCCCAGCAUGGUGCGCCACGCGCUGCAGACCGCGCUCUCGGUGGGCUACUACCGCAACAUCUACACGCCCCCGGACAGCGGCGCCGCGCUGGUGCAGGACCUGGCCCGCGACGGGCGCCUGCUGCAGACCCUGUACCCCGGCACGGGCCGCAGGGUGCUCUACAAGUACACCAAGCAGUCCCGGCUCUCCGAGAUCCUCUACGACACCACCCAGGUCACCUUCACCUACGAGGAGUCCUCAGGCGUUAUCAAAACCAUACACUUAAUGCACGACGGGUUCAUCUGCACCAUCAGAUACAGGCAGACAGGUCCACUUAUUGGUCGCCAGAUCUUCAGGUUCAGUGAAGAAGGACUUGUAAAUGCCAGGUUUGACUACAGCUACAACAACUUCCGUGUCACGAGCAUGCAGGCCAUGAUCAACGAGACGCCCCUUCCCAUCGAUCUGUACCGCUACGUUGAUGUCUCUGGCAGGACUGAGCAGUUUGGGAAAUUCAGUGUCAUUAAUUACGAUUUAAACCAGGUUAUAACCACCACUGUGAUGAAGCACACCAAAAUCUUCAGUGCCAGCGGCCAGGUGAUUGAAGUACAGUAUGAAAUUCUCAAGUCCAUUGCCUACUGGAUGACGAUCCAGUACGACAACAUGGGCCGCAUGGUGAUCUGUGACAUUCGUGUGGGUGUGGAUGCCAACAUAACGAGGUAUUUUUACGAAUACGACCCUGAUGGGCAGCUCCAGACUGUGUCUGUGAAUGACAAAACCCAGUGGCGCUACAGCUACGACCUCAAUGGCAACAUCAACCUGCUGAGCCACGGGAACAGCGCGCGCCUCACCCCGCUGAGGUACGACCUGCGGGAUCGCAUCACCAGGCUGGGGGAAAUCCAGUACAAAAUGGAUGAAGAUGGUUUUCUCAGGCAAAGAGGCAAUGAGAUCUUUGAGUACAACUCGAAUGGUUUGCUGAACAAAGCGUAUAACAAAGUGUCUGGCUGGACUGUGCAAUACUGUUAUGAUGGUCUUGGAAGACGAGUUGCAAGCAAAUCAAGCCUAGGACAACAUUUACAGUUUUUUUACGCUGAUCUCUCCAACCCAAUAAGAGUUACUCACUUGUACAAUCACACAAGCUCAGAAAUAACAUCCCUAUAUUAUGAUCUGCAAGGUCAUCUCAUUGCAAUGGAAUUAAGCAGCGGAGAAGAAUAUUAUGUUGCUUGUGAUAACACUGGGACACCUCUAGCUGUGUUUAGCAGUCGAGGCCAGGUCAUAAAGGAAAUUUUGUACACCCCAUAUGGAGAGAUCUACCAGGACACUAAUCCAGAUUUUGAGGUUAUCAUUGGUUUUCAUGGAGGACUCUAUGACCCUCUUACUAAAUUAGUUCAUCUGGGCCAGCGGGACUAUGACGUGAUUGCUGGGCGGUGGACAACACCAAACCACCGGAUAUGGAAGCACCUGAAUGCUGUCCCACAGCCCUUCAAUCUCUACUCCUUUGAAAAUAAUUACCCCGUCGGCAAAAUCCAAGACGUUGCUAAGUAUACCACAGACAUUGGAAGUUGGCUAGAGCUGUUUGGUUUCCAGUUGCACAACGUGCUGCCUGGAUUCCCAAAACCAGAGAUAGAAGCCUUGGGGACAACAUACGAACUUCUACAGCUCCAAACAAAAACCCAGGAGUGGGAUCCUGGAAAGACUAUCCUUGGCAUUCAAUGUGAGCUACAAAAACAACUCCGAAACUUUAUAUCCUUGGACCAACUUCCUAUGACACCCAGGUACAGUGAUGGCAAGUGUUCCGAUGGAGUGAAGCAACUGAGAUUUGCAGCUGUUCCCUCAGUAUUUGGAAAAGGCAUCAAAUUUGCUAUAAAGGACGGCCUAGUGACAGCUGACGUCAUCGGGGUGGCUAACGAGGACAGCCGGCGCAUCGCUGCCAUCCUCAACAACGCCCAUUACCUGGAGAACCUGCACUUCACCAUCGAGGGCAGGGACACGCACUACUUCAUCAAGCUGGGCUCCCUGGAGGAGGACCUGGCGCUGAUGGGCAGCACGGGCGGGCGGCGCAUCCUGGAGAACGGCGUCAACGUGACGGUGUCACAGAUGACGUCGGUGGUGGGCGGCAGGACGCGGCGCUUCGCCGACAUCCAGCUGCAGCACGGCGCGCUCUGCUUCAACGUGCGCUACGGCACCACGCUGGAGGAGGAGAAGAACCACGUGCUGGAGAUGGCCAGGCAGCGAGCCGUGGCGCAGGCCUGGACUAAGGAGCAGAGGCGGCUGCAGGAGGGGGAAGAAGGAAUUCGGGCAUGGACAGAGGGAGAGAAGCAGCAGCUGCUAAGCACUGGGCGGGUACAAGGCUACGAUGGAUAUUUUGUUUUAUCUGUGGAGCAGUAUCUCGAACUUUCUGACAGUGCCAAUAAUAUUCACUUCAUGAGACAGAGUGAAAUAGGCAGAAGGUAACAAAGAAAAUCUCUGCCUUUGCGUCACCAAAGACUGCCUGUUUUUAAACAUAAAAUGGUUUAUUGUAUUGUUUUUUCUAGAUCAGAACUCUGUAUAUAUAAAUAUAGAGGAAAAAACAUAUCCAACUGCCUUUAAAUGUGACAGAAGAUGGUAUUUUAAUAUCGUUUGUUUAACUCUUUGAGAGAUGACAGUGACAAUUUUUAGUUCUUGUGUGGCAGUAUUCAAAGAUUUCAGAAGCAGAGUCCUGCGAGGCGCGAGGGGCCCUGCGGGGCGGAGCGGGCGCCAUGGGCUCUGCCUUCUCCUAAAGAAACACAAGGUUUUUGUUGUUGAUUUCACAAUUCACCAGUUAUUUAAAUGGUUACAGAGCCUGAUUCUGCAACCCAUCUUUACUGGGUGUCUUUACCCCAGUGAGAUCUCCCAUAAGUUCAAGGGAUUGCAUACAGAAGCCAGACUGUGUAUGGAAACUUCACAGCUGCUCACCAACCCCACACAUGUUCCUCACAGGUAGAAGCUAAGGGAUUUUCUGACCUGGGAAUUCUGACUUGGGUUGGAUUCAGCAGGACAAGGAUGUCCCCUCUGGGGGACACGAGGCCACCCCUCAGCUGCUCCGUGCUGAACACCUGGUUGUGCCCACCCGUGUGUGCCAGGCCCCUCUCCAGGGCUUUCCUGGGCACGGGGAUGCACCAGGCUCUGGCACACACACGGAGCUGCCAGUCUGCCUGGUGGCACCGAGCUGGCCACGCUUCAGCCAGAGGGGUGGCUAACGCAGGCUUAGUGGGGGUAGUCACUGGGCCAGGACUUGUCUGCACACAGAUGAAUUGGAAGGUGCAGUUGUUUUGGCGUUUAGGCAUCAUGUUCUUUUCAUCUCAAAUUAAUAAUCCUGUUGUAGUACUCAUUUUUUCGAGUCGAAGAUUGGUGGGUUGGGAGUUGCUGAACCUAAGUGUGGAUAGUAAAUAUGUUGAUAAAUGUAGAACAUUUUGGGGAUGACUCUUCACUUUUCAGCUCAAUAAUUAGAGCACAUAGAAAAGCAUUAUAUUGCAUGGACAGAAAUUUUUAUUUCCCAAGGUAACAUGCACUACUGGCACAGUUAUUUCAUAGCAGCAUAGAUAAUCCUGCCUCCAGCUUGUCAUUUUUAAAAGACCUGAUUAUCAGGAGGUGGGUCGGGCACACAGGGAGGGGGGGACAGGCAAGCAGUUUUCCAGAGGGAUCUAGAAGUCUUUUUAUAGAGUCUGUGUAUCCCUAACAGUGAAGUUAUUGCACAUUUCUUUGAGAACAGACAUAGUAAAUAUAUUGAAACAAUUUCGGCUCUUAAUUACAGAAGCCAACAAAGUGCAUUCUUUAUCUUUUUUUCCCCCAGUCUUUUUUUUUCCCUUUGUUUUUGGGCGAGUGGAGCGGACUGUACCCAAGUUAGAGAUGAGCCUGGAUGGACACCUGAGCUGGGAGCCCUCCCUGGGUCUGAGCUCGGGUCCCAGCCACAGCCCAGCACUGUCUCACUGUCUCUUCCCAGAUUCCUUUUGCUCCCCUGGGAGCCAGCGCAGCUUUGGGGGUGCAGGGCCAGGCUGAGUGGGAGCCUGGCCCCUGAAAUCUCCUCUGUCCCCAGCCAGGGGGACCCGUGGACCAAAAUCUGCACAUUCUCAUUGUCAUCAGGCUCAUCAUUAACUGAUGUACAGAACAGGGAGCUGGCAGCAUCCAGGUUUGACAGCUCAGAUUUCUGUAAUUUUCCAUCAGAUCAUGGAGAAUUUGAAUACCUCCACACCAGCCUAAAAAUGGACCUUCAAAUCCUCGAGCCUCUAAUACACUUUUAAUCAAUGGAAGAAUAAUUUAUGAAUUGUAUAUAGAGAGUGCAUUCAUAAAUGUGAUGAUGUAUUUUAUCACUGAUCCAAGAUGUCAAUAUUAGAGUCUAUUUUACUUAUAUUUUAAGCAAUUAUACUUUUUUGCAAUUCACUAAUGAGGAUCAUUUUCAAACUGCUUUAAUAUCCAUUAUAAACAAAUAUUUGGAGCUAUUAAAGUUACCUUGAACUGUGCAUUUCUAGUAUGUAAUACAUAUUUAGUUAGCUUGUGCCUUUAGUUUCUUAAAGUUAUAUUUGUAUUAUAUGCAGGAAAUGCACUUUGUAUUACCUACAGUUGUGAUUUUUAAUACUGCCUUGAUUACUGUUGUUCUCAUGUUAUGCCAAAAGGUCAAAGAGUUCAAUGUGUUACAAGUUUGUCUUUGAAAGUAGAUUUGGCAUUUUCCCAUUUCCUGGGUGCAGUCUAAGGUAUGUUUUGAACAGUAUUUCUUAGGAGAAUACAGUUUCAUUAAGACUCACAUGGCAUUACAUGGCCCAGUUACAAAAGCAAAAAAAAAAGCCUUCAUCAUAAGUUUCUUGAAUUUAGGGAACUAAAUAUAAUUGCUGUGUUGAGAUGACAGUGCUCAAGAAACAAGAUUGCUGAAAGAGCAAGUGUGGGAGAUUGAAGUCGCAUCAGCUGCACGGGGCCAGCCAGCAGUGAUCUGUGAGAACUGCAUGAACAAAGAGCUUUGCACUGUCUUGUUCAUGAACAGCCUCAGAUGGAGGCACGGAAUAUUUCAGUCUCCAUUUUUUUCCUGAGUAGUUAGAGCAAUUUCUCAUUGGGUUUUUGGUGGGUUUGGGUUUUUUUAUACAAUUCUCCUUUUUUUUUUUUUAAUUUUGUAUUUUGCACUAUAACCUAGAGACCCAGUUGAGAAAAAAAAAUAAAACAAUAGCAUGGAAAUUUUUACUGUUACUUAGAUCAGAUAAUUUCAUGCUAGCAUUCUGCACUACAAAGAAGGUUCUGAAAGAGGGGAAAAUAAAAUAAUUAAAAUAAAGUAUAAAAUAAAUUAAAACUAAAAUAAAUAAAAUCCACUAUUGCACACUAUCCUGUAGCAAAGUACCUACCAUGAGAAGUACAUGCUAUAUUUUUUACGACAGCCAAACAAAUAGUGUGUACAAGUAACAUUUCCUUUGCUUUCAUAUUUAUUUAGUAAAUCUAGAACAUUUCAAAGUUAUAAAUAUAUAUAUAUAGAUAUCUAUGUAGAACAUAGCCAAAUAAAUAUAUAUGACCUGGUGAAGGUGCAAGUGGGCACGCCCACCUUGGCCUGGAGCCCUCUGUGUCCCCGGGCGGGCCCUGGGCAGGGGUGUCCCCGUGCCCUGGGCAGGGGUCCCACCCUGAGCCCUGCCCAGGGCGGCUCCUCGGGGAGCCCGGGUGCUGCCCCAGGGCAGGUGCUGCCCCAGGGCAGGUGCUGCAGGCAGAGCAGCUCCUGGGGCAGCCCAGCCCAGGGACACGGGCAGGGCCCGGGGCGUCCGGGCGUUCGCCAGGGCGCGGCCGAGCCGGUGCGGGGACACCCCGGGGACACCCCGGUGCCACCCUGGUGCCAGCCCGGUGCCACCCGGCUCAGGCCGUGCCAGCAGCCCCGAGGGUUCCCCUCCAGCACCCAGCGCUGGCUGUCAUUCAAACCUCCCCUGACACAGAGCGCGAGCGGGUGGCACCCGCCCGCCAGAGAACGGCUGCAGGCGGGCACUGGGACGGUGGCCUUGGACCCGCUGUGGGUUUGUCUGGGCAUUCGUCACCUGCCAUUAUUGUCUAAGGAAACGCGUGCGACAAUUUCCAGGUUUUCCUUAGAUCUCGUGGUGGACUUUAGCCUUUUAAUAAAUGUUAGUAUAUCAGAUCGUGUCCUUGACAGUAUUUUACUUGUAUGAACCAUGAUGAAACAUUAAAAUCUUCAUACUCUUCUGGCAGAAGUGUCAAUAAACAAGAACGAGAAGCAUAGCAUACGAUAUAUGUCAAAGUAAUGUUCCUUUUUAGCUUUCUCAUCAACAGUAAAAAAUGUUUACAAUGUAUGCCAAGAUCUUCACUUUCUGUCUAACACUGGUUAGAGGUUCUGAUCUUACAGAAAUUGUGUUAUAAUGGCCUCAGCCUCGUUGCUAGGAAACAAUAGAUCCCAAUUUUUUUAUUCCUGCUCUGACUCCUGUGCUGAACAGUGACUGGAUACUGUACAGGUUUAUGUUAUAUGGCUGCAGUUAAAUGGUCUGAUGCAUUUUGCUCUGGGUUUCAGACCAGAAGCAUGCAUUUUCUACAAGAACAUCCCAGCAACACCCUGUAAAUAUUGAAAGUUAAUAUAUUACGUGUCGAUAUUUGAAAAAGAAAGUACUUUGACUAUUUCAUUUUUAAAAAAUAAAGGUGCAAACUUA
This is a messenger RNA of Prinia subflava (tawny-flanked prinia), 12463 nucleotides long. It is a transcript of the gene TENM1, whose product is annotated as teneurin transmembrane protein 1. The transcript is spliced from 31 exons. Gene Ontology annotation, molecular function: protein homodimerization activity; protein heterodimerization activity; cell adhesion molecule binding. Bases 201 to 8279 code for a protein of 2692 amino acids. Gene Ontology annotation, biological process: signal transduction; heterophilic cell-cell adhesion; neuron development. Gene Ontology annotation, cellular component: membrane; neuron projection. NCBI's taxonomy places the organism in Eukaryota, Metazoa, Chordata, Aves, Passeriformes, Cisticolidae. The record is from RefSeq and is a predicted model, not a curated record.